Messenger RNA from Xenopus laevis (African clawed frog), 3379 nucleotides. RefSeq names its product cysteine-serine-rich nuclear protein 2 L homeolog (gene csrnp2.L). The transcript is spliced from 5 exons. The coding region runs from base 788 to 2326 and encodes 512 amino acids. Gene Ontology annotation, molecular function: DNA-binding transcription factor activity, RNA polymerase II-specific; sequence-specific DNA binding. Gene Ontology annotation, biological process: regulation of transcription by RNA polymerase II. The record is from RefSeq and is a predicted model, not a curated record. Lineage: Eukaryota; Metazoa; Chordata; Amphibia; Anura; Pipidae. Gene Ontology annotation, cellular component: nucleus.
GAGCCGAGUCACCUCCCUGCUACCUUUUAUUCGGUAAAGGGAGCUGAAGUGAGAGUAAUGUCUGUGUGCCGCUUUAUCUCGACAGAGCAGAACGCUACCCCAACCCAUUGAAAUCAUUUGCCUGAAGCCAGCUGGCUCGGUACCAAACCCCUCCCACACUGCACCAUCUCCCAUCAUGCCCCGCGCAGUAGCGAACUACAUCUCCCGGGAUGCUCCAGUAUGUCACGUGAUGUCACAAUGCCUAUAAAUGAUCAUCUGUUGGAGCCGUGAGCCCAUUGUUACCGCUGUACGAAGCCGGGUGGGUCGGGAGGGAGGUCGCGGGGUUUUAUCACAUUACAGAUUCCUGCCCUUCAGUGCAUGACACCCACACUUCUAUGGGAAUAGCCCCGUGUUCCCCCUCUUCUUAUUCUUCAGCCUCUGAAUAAAUACAUUAAGCGCUGGUUUCGGGGUACAGAUUAGGGAAGGAGUCGAGGAGAUACACAUAGGACUAUAUAAGGGACAUGACUGUGAGGGCUCCAUCCACUCGUACUGUGUGAAUUCAGCCCCUCUCUCUCGCUCACACCGAUCCCCAUAAAGCUAAUGCCCCGGCCAAGCCGAUCUGCUCAUUCACUGCUGGCCGGAGCGCCCGUCCUGUAAUUCAGCGGCAGCGAUUUGUCGUGUGACAGCGGCGACCAGGAGCAAGCAGCGGCGAUUGUGUUCUCUCGGCCCGUUCAGCUGUGCAGAUUGGGGGAUCGGCAGGAGGCAGAGCCGCUGGAAGGACGCUACACAUUAGGCCACCAUAAAACAAAUGGAUGCAGUCACGAGCAGAAGUUUGAAAAGAAGGUUCGAAGAGGUAGAUGUUGGCUCCCCCAUCUCUACGCCUAAAGAUUCUGAUGAUGAAAUCUCCAACAGUGAUAGCGCGGAAAGCUGUGACAGCAUCAAUGCACCGACCACCAAUGAGCUUAUGCCAACAUCCAUCCUUAAGCGGCAGAAACAGCUCAGGCAGAAGAAUGUGCGUUUUGAUCAGGUGACUGUAUAUUAUUUUUCCCGGCGGCAAGGUUUCACUAGUGUCCCCAGCCAAGGAGGCAGUUCUCUGGGGAUGGCACAUCGUCACAACUCUGUGCGCAAAUACACUCUGUGUGAGUUUGCCGAGGAACAGGAAGUGACCCACCGUGAAAUUCUGCGCGACCACUUGAAGGAGGAGAAGCUUCACACACGUAAAAUGAAGCUGACCAAGAAUGGCACUGUAGAAUCUGAAGAGGCGGAAGGCCUGACCUUAGAAGACGUGUCAGACGAGGACAUAGAUGUGGACAGCGUGGAAGUAGAUGAUUACUUUUUCCUUCAACCGCUACCAACCAAGCGGCGCAGAGCUCUUCUGCGACAAGCUGGGGUGCAUCGUAUAGAUGCAGAGGAGAAGCAGGAGCUGAGAGCUAUUCGCCUUUCGAGGGAAGAAUGUGGAUGUGACUGCAGACUGUAUUGUGAUCCAGAAGCUUGUCCUUGUAGUCAGGCUGGAAUCAAGUGCCAGGUGGAUCGGAUGUCCUUUCCUUGUGGCUGUUCUCGGGACGGUUGCAGUAAUAUAGCUGGUCGUAUAGAAUUUAAUCCUAUCCGAGUACGAACUCAUUACCUUCACACAAUCAUGAAACUUGAACUGGAAAAAAAGCACCAGCUACCGAAAACAACACAACCCGUGGAGGAAGAAGUUCCUCAUGCCUCCAUUGUGGUCCCACCCCAUCAGGAAACGCAAGACUUCCAAGAAUUCAUUGCCGAAAACUAUCACCUGGAGAACGAGGCUGCCGUGCGACACCUGCAAAGUGCAGAGGAGCGCCAGAGGCUUUUGGAUGAAGGUGACGAGGAAUCAAGUGGUUCUAGUCUCAGUCUGGACUCCACUGUGGAGGGUUUAGAAGUCUGUCUUUUGGAGACACCCAUGUCCCUAUCACCCUCUUCCUGCCAUGAUUCUGUCCUACUUUCUGCUGGCUCCUCUGUCCUCUGCUUCACUGAUGAGGACUCGGGGAGACCAGCCACCCCUCCAGAAUACACAGAGGACAAUGUGGUAUCUAUUUAUGAUCACAACCACACAGGCUUGGAAGCCGAGCCUACGGUCACAGAAUCUGUCCAUUCUGAGAUCACACAGCCAAAUACCUUAGAUAAGGUAAAAGCUGAAGAUUGCACAGUGCCCUCCUGUUUUGAGGAGGGACACACAGAGGCACUUAGUACCUCCCCAAGUAUAGCAGAGACUUCCUUUGCAUCGGAUGCACAUAUAGACAGGGUAACAGUUUAUAAGGAGGGGGAACUGGAGGGGAAACCUGAAAGCCAACAUUUCCCUGCAGAAGGUACCCUGAGUAUAUGACACACACUUUUUGGCAGCUAUUUUGCACAAGCCAGUCCAACUUCUCCCCUCUAACUUAGUAUAACAUUUAUGCUUCAACUUAGUUCCCCUAAAGCACGCCCAUGAUGUUUUUUAAACUGGUUUUUGCCUCCAUUCAAUAUUAAGGAUACAUUUUCCUUUAGGGCAGAAAACAAGCAAUUUGGUUGUUUGACAAGGAUCUCUUAUAUACUGUGAGACUUGUGUGGGAAAGAUCUUUGCAGGGUUGUUUACAACAUGUAAAGUCUAUUUCAGCCAUGACUCCUGCGUGGGCCAAAUAGGGAGGAUGUUUGACAUCUUUCUGGGUUUUGUUGCAAUAUUUCUCCCAAGUUCUGUGUAUUCAGGAUUUGCUCCCAUCAGACCUGCCAGUCUCCUAAAUCCGCUGCAGAAUUAGUUUCACCGUCCAAAGAAGAUGAGGGUUUCUCCUUGUAUCUGCAGUUUUUCUGUGCAUGCUUUUCCCACAUUCCCUGAGUUUGGUUUGUGUGAAUCGUCACACAAGUGGAGUUUAAUCUGUUGGCCAAGGCAGAUCAAACGGGCAGGCACAUACAAUAUGGUGCUAAUGAGAAGAGUGGAAUAUCACUUUCAUAGAGCUGGGCUGUCUUUUCUUCUGGUGCAGAGAUACUUCAGGCCACGCCAGGCACCUGGGCUAAAGAUGAUGAAUAAGCCCUCCUUUUAAAGCUGCUACUUUUCAACCUGACAAAAUAAGGGGGACAUUUGCGUUCUCGAGUGCUCGUCUUUUGUGUGAGUGUGGUGAGUGGAGACACUAGGCAUUUUCUUAGUGCUGGUCCCACUUUUUUGAAAUAUAUGGAUACUACCUUUAAUUUCUCUUUCAACCAUGCUCAAAUGAUGAAAUUCCCAAAAUACGGUUCGUUGGUAUUUAUGAUCUCCAGGCAUUACAUAUGUUCACCUGUCUUGAUUUUUAGAAUUUUUCGUUUUAGGGGAUUGUACAUGGAUUUAAAUAACAGUAUUAUGGGAUGGGAUUCUUCAUUUAAAAAAACAAAAAAAAAAAACUAUGUGUGGUUUCGUGGAGUGUUGGAA